GACCGGAUUCUGUGGGGUGGGGACAGCAGCAGAACGUCUGAUUGGAAGAAAUGUACAGUUUCUUUAUAGUUGCUGUGGUUCACACUAUAAUAGUUGGACUGGGAAUUGCAGUAAAUCUACGAUCUCUAGUGUGUCUUCUUCAACCAGUUAUCAAUAAAACAUACACUUUACUCCUCAGAUGUUUGGCCACCGUGGAUUCUCUGGUUCUGGCGUUUUUCUUCCUUUGCUUCUGCCUACCUUUCAUCAGCCGAGACUUUGCAAUGGAAGUGCACAACCAGUACCUGCAUAUCCUCUUAGCCAUCAACUCCACGUGUCUCGGAGUAACUAUGUACCUGCUUGUCUGCCUGUCUAUUGAAAAGUACUACAACCAAAGAACUGUUGCUACAGUAUAUAAGAGAUCACUUCUAAUAUACUUGGGGUUUGCAGUUGGGUUUACAGUGUGUUUCAACUUCCCAAAAUUCCUGGAACUCAACUCUAAACAGUUCUGGGAGGCAGACGAGUAAGU
Messenger RNA from Eurytemora carolleeae, 505 nucleotides. RefSeq lists its product as uncharacterized. NCBI's taxonomy places the organism in Eukaryota, Metazoa, Arthropoda, Copepoda, Calanoida, Temoridae. The transcript is spliced from 8 exons. Bases 51 to 503 code for a protein of 150 amino acids. The record is from RefSeq and is a predicted model, not a curated record.